GUCUCGCGAUGUUUGACGGUUAAGCGCUCCUGCAGAAAAAGGACUUGACACACAUGUCAACAAAUAAGAUAAAUUAAUACUAGCUAGCAACACAGGCAUGCCAAGGUGUGCCAGUGUAGAAUAGGCUGACCCCUCGCUGCACCUAUAGGUCCUCUGCUGUCUCCAUGACCACCCCUCCCAUAGUGGCGUUCGCCGGGCAGCAGGCUCAGGCUGCCCGCGAUGUCAACACGGCGUCGCUCUGUCGCAUCGGCCAGGAGACGGUGCAGGAUAUCGUCUUACGCACCAUGGAGAUCUUCCAGCUGUUGAGGAACAUGCAGCUGCCAAAUGGAGUGACGUACCACCCCAGCACCCACCAGGACAGGCUGGGCAAACUGCAGGAGCACCUGCGUAUGCUCUCUGUACUCUUCCGCAAGCUGCGCCUCGUCUACGACAAAUGCAACGAAAACUGCACCGGUCUGGACACCGUACCCCCAGAGCAACUCAUCCCCUACGUGGAGGACGACAGCUCCAAACACGAUGAACGCUUGGCCAGCCAGGCCCGCCCGGCAACAGAGGAGAGGAGAGAAAUCCUGGAGGUUAACAAGAAGCUCAAACAGAAGAACCAACAGCUGAAGCAGAUAAUGGACCAGCUCAGAAACCUCAUCUGGGAGAUAAACUCCAUGCUGGCUGUUAGGAGUUGAACGGCAAACACGGCGACACAGAGAGAGACACACAGGCGCGCGCGCGCACACACACACACACACACACACACACACACACACACACACACACACACACACACACACACACACACACACACACACACACACACACACACACACUGGAAGACAUGGUUGUUAACUGGAUAUCUGACAGGGUCCCUUUGAGGCUGAUGUUGACGCUGCACUUUAGAAAUGCAGGCUUUUGCAAUAUACCACCCUCAGUCCCAGAAAAAGGAGGGGGAAGAAAGCAAAGAAGAACAAAGAGAAGUUGUGCGAUGGAGAAAUGCUGAUAUACACUCACCGUACAGUUUAUUAGGUACACCCAUUUAGUAACAGGUCGGACCCUCCUUUGCCUCCAGAACAGCCUGAAUUCUUUGGCGUAUUCUACAAGUUGUCGGGAAACGUUCCACAGGGAUGUUGGUACAUGCUAACGCGAUGGCAUCAUGCAGUUGCUGCUGAUUGAAUGGCGGUACAUUCAUUGUACAUAAUAAACUGCCCGAUGAGUGUAGUUGUCGCUUACAAUAUGGUUAUUAAGAGGACUUUCAGAGUUAUAGUUUAUUUAAUAUCCUAAGAUAUUUGACAAAUACUACAUUUACCCAUUUAGAGGAGUUUUGAAGUUCGAUUUCCUUCAAGAUGUGUUUAUACAUUCCUAAACCAUUUUAACUAAAAUGACAUACAGGAUGACAUGUUUGUGGUGAAGAAGAGCACAGAUCUGUGCAAAAAUACCAUAAAACUAAUCAUAAGGCACAUUGUUGAAAAAAAGUUUCAAAUUAAAUCACUGCUAGAUUGAGGUUUCCAAUUUUUUCCCCCCACAUAGAUCUUCUCUUUUGCACCAUGAAAAUGGUACAGUGUAGUGAAAUGAAAGAGUUUUGUGUUUUGCUUCUGCUUUUCAUGUGUGGUUGGCUGCUUGAUGUAGAAGUGUCAAUGCAGUAUCCUCUGGACUUUAUGGUGAUCACAAUGUCUGGUUAACUUUAGGAGUUCUAUGGCGCUAUAAAUCCUGCUGUGGUUUAGACCAACACUGUUUCUGUCUGUUCUAUUUUCAUAUCUGUGGGGCUCACUGCUCACGAGAACAGCCUGAUCAAGUAGGGACGUCCGUAUGUGGUCUUUUUGGAUUGUCCCCAGGCUUUAAACACGUAAAAAAAAAAAAAUACAGGCAGAAACAGUGCCAGCCCAGCCAAUAAGAGACAUAAGCAGCUGAUUAGAGCCCUGCGGUCGCUAGGGGCCCCCGACCCUUGGAUUGAAUCCCUGUGUUAUGAUACUGAUGAUUUGACGGGACAGAUAGUUUGUUUACAUAGCUGAUGGUUUCGACGGUUGUGGCUAGAUGGAAUAGGUGAAGCUCCGCCUCAAGGGCAGAACUAACUUGACUGGUUGGAUGAAAGCUCAGUGGGUGGAGUUUUCAGGGGGUAAAUCCUGUUGCCAUUUCAAAUCCCGAUUGCGACUUUUGUUUUCCAACCUUACCUAAAGUUCUUAACUAAUGACAUUUCUAAUCUAUUGACUUAAGUUUCUGACUGAACAGUUUUAAAUAUGUGAAAAUACCAGAGCAGUGGAUUGGGCAAUGGGGUAGGGACCAGAAGGUCAUAGGUUUGAAUCUUUCCGAUCAAUGGCCUUUUCUCAAAGGUUUAUUGUUGCCUUUCCCUAGCAGGGAAUUCUCACCCUCAACACCCAAACCAUCUUUCAACUCUUGCUAGCGGGGUUGGAGAAUAUUCUCUAAUGUCUUCGAUUGGGAUUUCAAUUUGAUGGGUGAAUCUCAUUUGUUGCUCUCUGAUUCCUAUCUCCUUGCCUCCUCAAAAUGCACUAGAGGUGAAUAUACAAGGGCAGGAACCGCAGAUAUUCAAGGAAAUACAAUGAGAUUCACGCCGACCCGUUCCCAAAAUAUUGUUGUUCAAGUUAAUAUCGCAAACUUGCCAAAUCAAAAAUAUAAAACGUAUAAUCAAGGAGAUUUGAUGAACAAAAUAAAUGAAUAACCCAGUGUGCUAGUGCAUGGUGCCUGCUACAUCAGGGAUGUGGCUUUGAUCCCUAUAAGAGACGCAUAAAUGCUUGGGCAUAGCCAAAGGUUGACCACACAAAUGAACCAUGAAUAGGCAAGGAGAUCACAAUUCAAAGGUUCAGGAGGCAAGUUUCAGGCAAAAAUAAAGGCUUUUAAUUAUAAACAGUAAUGACAAACUCCACGUGGAAGAGCUCUCAGUGCAGGCCAGGUGCUGCCUAUUUAAACCAUAAUUAGGACAGGUGACCUGUAGAGCAGGGGGUUCUGGGCCUUGUAGUCUUUACCAUGAUGGCCAUCUUAAGGCAGACGCCCUGUGGAUCCCGGAUAGCAUGGACCAUCGGUGGAGGGGCUUGUCACAGGGCUUGUCACAUCACGUAAGUGUGGUAGUGCAACAACAUGAGACAGGGGCUUUAAGCAAUUAAAAUAGUACUUUAAUAAGAAUGUUAUACAUGGUUACAGAGAAUAGAAACUGUAAAAAGCAUGACAAAAACUACACGUCAGGAAUGUGGGGUAGGUAGCCCAGGUAGUCUUCUUACAGUCACUCAAUAAACCCAUGUCACAUUUUUUUAGAUGGCUGUCUAGACUAACUUGCUUAGCAAUCUAAACAUCAUGGCCAAAUUACCAACCAGAUAAACAGGGAACGUGCCCAGGAGCCUUGACCUCCAGGAGGCCUCCAUUGAUUUUGUUAGUCACGCAGAUGGCAUAAGUCAUGGUAAAAUGUAUAGAAUUGCAGGAAAUUAGCUUGUAAACGGCAAACUUUUCUAUCAAACCCAUGGCAAAACUGCACAUUUUCCUCUCCACCGCCAAGAGGGUGGCACUGAAAAGUUGCCAGCAAGGUUGAUUUGUUUUGCCCAUAAUGCUAGGGACAGCCCUGGGCGGAAAGGAGGAGACUGGGGCCGACAACAGAGAAAGGGCAUGCCGCGGGCCAUCAGGUCUCGGAUAUUAAUAUCAAUAUCAGCUUCAGAUACGAUUCCGAUAAAUAAUUUAGAAGCUGGUUUGGGUCGUAUCCAAGUUGUGUUAUGAGGUUAUUGUCCACAGGGAGAUGGUAGAGGACAUAGUAUGCAUUCCAAAUGGCACCCUGUUCCCGAUAUAGUGCACUACUUUUGGGUCUCCAGUCAAAAACAGUGCACUAUGUAGGGAAUAUGGUGCCAUUUGGGAUGCUCGUCCACAGAGUAAAAAUCAAUCGCUGGAUAGUGGAUCAUAAUUUCUCUUCAAUGGUAUAAUUCCAACCUGGUUAUGGUUGAGGACAAUGGUGAAGGACUAUCAUUGUAUGGUACACAAGGAAUACAUUCUCAUUCAGUUGAAAGUACAGUAUAUUGAUUUGUCUGUUUAUUGUAAUAAUGGGCCUCCUUGUUUCUGCACCAUUCAAAACAAAUAAUUUGCCGACAUUACUAUGCUUACGUUAAACAGCAGGCUACACCUCGCAUCAAAGCAAUGAAGACACACUCACGCAUCUAUGAUCAAAUGUAUUUUUUUAUAUAAAUCAAUUCUUACAAAAUCUUCAUUUUUCUAUUUCAUUUAUUACCCCUAUAAAAUUAAUUUGUUAAUUACAAGGUAGGAGGGAGGAAGGCAUCAGGACAGCUGGAAAUUAAGUCAUUAAAAAUAGCUUGUCUGUUUGUGAUACAGUUAAGUACUGAUAAAUAAUUCCAUAGAAAAAGUGGUCAUGCAGGCGCGUUGUUGGUCGUCAACACAGUUUGGUAUCCAACAGAGAACCGAGGUGUCGUGGAUGAAACAGAGUGGUGAUGAAACUCCAGUGUAUGUCGAGAUUACCGAGACCCCUAUAUGGUGCUCCUCUGACUGACUAAUGGUCAAAAUGGCAGUGUGUGUGUUAUCAUGAGCUCACAAACCAACGUUUUAUAAAAAAAAAAAAGGCACAAUCAAGGACAGUAACCAU
Salvelinus namaycush (lake trout) is the source of this 4579-nucleotide messenger RNA. Its product is annotated as mediator of RNA polymerase II transcription subunit 30. The record is from RefSeq and is a predicted model, not a curated record. The coding region runs from base 165 to 680 and encodes 171 amino acids. Gene Ontology annotation, cellular component: mediator complex. NCBI's taxonomy places the organism in Eukaryota, Metazoa, Chordata, Actinopteri, Salmoniformes, Salmonidae. Gene Ontology annotation, molecular function: transcription coregulator activity. Gene Ontology annotation, biological process: positive regulation of DNA-templated transcription. The transcript is spliced from 5 exons.